This is a messenger RNA of Umbelopsis ramanniana AG, 3369 nucleotides long. RefSeq lists its product as uncharacterized. NCBI's taxonomy places the organism in Eukaryota, Fungi, Mucoromycota, Umbelopsidomycetes, Umbelopsidales, Umbelopsidaceae. Gene Ontology annotation, cellular component: HOPS complex; endosome. Gene Ontology annotation, molecular function: protein binding; protein-macromolecule adaptor activity. The transcript is spliced from 18 exons. Gene Ontology annotation, biological process: organelle fusion; vacuole organization; vesicle-mediated transport. The coding region runs from base 19 to 3141 and encodes 1040 amino acids. The record is from RefSeq and is a predicted model, not a curated record.
GCUGCUCUCUUCCUCAUAAUGGCUCAUGUUCAAUGGAGGCAGUUUGCCUUCUUCGAUAGGAGUCCCGUCACCGACUCGAGCGAUCAGUCGAAACCGCCAGAAGCAUUUCAGCAAUCAAACACGACGGUGUUCACCAGCGGUCGCGGCCACAUAAUCUUGGCAGAUUCGACAGGCUUUGUACACUUAAUAGAUAGAGAGUUCAACACAAGGUCAUUUUUGGCUUAUGACGGUGGCCGGGUUACACAUUUGAAACAGCUGAAGCAAAGCAAUGUCAUAAUAACCGUUGGAGAACACGACCAAAGCAAUCAGCCACCAGUGAUUAAGUUUUGGGAUUUCGAGAAAGUGGAUUUGAAUAAGAAGACAGAAGAUGGCAUAAUAGCUCCUUCCUGUACACGAACGAUAAAGAUACAGCAUGGUGGAAUGGUCUAUCCCGUUUCUACUUUUGCUGUGCUUGAGAACUUGACGCAGAUCGCAGUUGGUCUCGCUAAUGGAACUGUAAUAUUGAUUAGAGGAGAUUUACAAAAAGAGAGAACUACGAAGCAAAAGGUGAUCCAUGAAGGUUCGGAGCCUAUCACUGGUUUGGGAUUCCGUGAACAAACGAAGUCCAUCAUUUUGUUCAUGGUUACCACCAGCAGCGUCAUGACUUACAACACCACUGCGACCAAACCUACAACUACCACACUGGACGAUCAAGGGUGCGGUUUAGGGUGUGCAGUUAUGAGUGACUCCCAAGACAUGAUUCUUGGUCGGGACGAGGCUAUUUAUCAAUACGACUCAACUGGAAGAGGUCCUUGCUUUGCAUACGAAUCACCUAAAACCUCUCUUACCUGGUUCAAGUCUACAUAUCUCAUCAUAACAUCUCCUCCUUUGUCCUCAACUGUUCCCAGCUAUCGUCCUGGCUCUGCUCGAACGGCAAACAUUAACUUCCAGCCUCAGCCAGGACAACAAACUAGCUCAAGUGAUCUUACACGAUUGACAAUUUUUGACACUGCCAACAAAUUUGUUGCGUUUAAGGAUAGCUUCAUAGGAGGUAUUCGUGGUGUUGUAUGUGAAUGGGGAUCCAUUUGGAUCUUUGGUCUUGACAACAAGAUUUAUCGUCUGGAUGAAAAGGAUACCCCUAGUAAAUUGGAGAUCUUGUUCAAGCAGAAUCUCUAUGUCCUUGCAAUUAACUUGGCGCACAUGCAAAAAUAUGACGACGCCAGUAUUGUUGAGAUUUUCAAGAAGUAUGGAGAUCAUCUCUAUAUCAAAGGCGAUUAUGACGGUGCUAUGGAACAGUAUCUGAGGACUAUAGGCAAACUUGAGCCAUCAUAUGUCAUUCGAAAGUUUUUGGAUGCACAGCGAAUAUAUAACCUUACGUCGUAUCUUCAAGAUCUUCAUUCUAGAGGCCUUGCAAAUGCGGAUCACACAACCCUAUUGCUAAACUGUUAUACCAAAUUGAAGGACGUUGCGCGUCUGGAUGAGUUUAUCAAGAAUGAUGCAGAUCUGACUUUUGACUUGGAAACGGCCAUUACUGUGUGUCGCCAGGCUGGCUACUAUGAGUAUGCGGUAUACUUGGCAGAGCGAUUUGAAGAACAUGAUCUGUACUUGAAUAUCAUGCUCUUGGAUAUGCAUAAUUACAAUUCUGCCUUGGCCUAUAUUGCAAAACUUGGUCCGAAAGAGGCGGAGAGAAAUUUGCAGAAAUACGCAAAGGUUCUGUUGAAGCAUCUUCCGCAGCAAACAACACGUCUCCUUAUCAGAUUAUGUACAGGAACAAUGCCACCUGCAACGGCUAUGUCUCCUCCGCCUCUACCUCUGCGUCCAACUUCCCCAACAUCUUCUAUUAGGAAUACGGCGUCAGCCCUUCAAGCUUUGUCAAUGCUUCCGUUUGCUGGCGGGACAUUGGACGAUGCAGCCUCAGGAAAGCACCAGCCUGUAGCCGCUGUUAAAAGAUCAGAAAAGAUUCCCAAGCACAUUUUUGAAAGCUAUGCGCCACCAUCGGCCCAAACUUUCAUGCCGGCGUUUGUUGAUCAUCCCGAUUAUCUCGUACAAUUUUUAGAGGAGGUUUACGAACAACGUACUGCUUCGUUAAGAGAAAAAGUCACUAUCAGCGAGGUUGCUUCUGUGAAGAGUUACCCGGUCAAGGAAGAGCCCGCUGCUGAACCCAGCUCGAGCGAUGUUGAAGAACAAAAAGUGCUAUGGACUGCCUUGCUUGAAUUAUAUCUGAUGGAUGAACGGCCAAUCGACACCAGUUUGGAUGACGAUGAUUCAAGCACUCCUAAAGAAUUUCCAACCACACCUCCACUUACCAGUGAUGUUGACCUCAGUGAACAAGAAAUAGCUCGCAGGAGGGUACUGCGGUCCAAAGCAUUAGCUUUACUCAAAGAUCAAGCAGUUGACUAUGACGCCAAUCAGGCACUUGUCCUUUGCCACUUGAAACAAUUUGACGAAGGAGUGGUCUAUUUAUACCAAAAGAUGGAAAUGUACAGUGACAUUGUCCGUUUCUGGAUGGAAAAAGAAGAAACUGAUAAAGUUAUUGAAUGCGCCAGAAAAUACGGUCCAAAGGACGCUUCUCUAUACCCCAUGGUAUUAACAUAUUUCUCUUCGGCUCCCGACACGCUGAAAAAAUCGACGUCGGAACUACUCUCUGUGUUGGAUCACAUUGAUGCACAAGACUUACUCCCACCUCUGCAAGUCAUCAAGGCUCUCAGCCAUAACGAUGUCGCCUCUUUGUCACUGAUCAAAAACUAUAUGGGACGAAAGAUUGAAAAGGAACGCAAGGAGAUGGAAAGAGAUCAUGCUCUGAUCAAGAACUACAGGGAUGAGACAGAAGCACGACGCGAAGAAAUUGAUGAUUUGCAAUCCAGUGCGCGCGUGUUCCAAGUUACAAAGUGCUCUGGAUGCGGCGGAAUGCUUGAACUUCCUACCGUUCAUUUCCUUUGCAGACAUUCUUAUCAUCUUCGCUGCGUAGCGGAAAAUGAGAAAGAGUGUCCACAAUGUGCAGUGCAACACAGAAUGAUAUCGGAGAUGCGUCGAACCCAAGAAGCAAAUGCUGAUAGACAUGAUCUAUUUUAUGCUCAGUUGGAAGAUGCAGAAGAUGGAUUUUCCGUCAUCGCAGAUUACUUUUCCAAGAACACAAUGGCUUUUGCCAAACUUAUUGAUUAGGGUAGAAAUAAUGGUAUAAUACAAUUAUCGUUUGAAGAGCGGAUCACGUCCCAAAUGGUUCCUGUUGCAUGCUUUCAUACAGCUAAUUAUCUUUUUUUUGAGCCAUAAGCAACAUAAUUCAUUUUCCACGAUAAUAAUGCUUACUUAGCCAAUCAAUAUAACCCAAAGCUUUCGCGUAGUAAUACGAUUUUCCUCGUUAUGAAAAUGGAUAAUGGUGGUCACUGAGUU